Messenger RNA from Morus notabilis, 1341 nucleotides. Its product is annotated as 1-aminocyclopropane-1-carboxylate synthase 7. The coding region runs from base 1 to 1341 and encodes 446 amino acids. Gene Ontology annotation, biological process: amino acid metabolic process; biosynthetic process. Gene Ontology annotation, molecular function: transaminase activity; pyridoxal phosphate binding. NCBI's taxonomy places the organism in Eukaryota, Viridiplantae, Streptophyta, Magnoliopsida, Rosales, Moraceae. The transcript has 3 exons. The record is from RefSeq and is a predicted model, not a curated record.
AUGGCUAUUGAGAUUGAGCAACAACCCGCCGCAGCUUCUGUUGAGCUCUCGAAGGUCGCGGUCUCCGACACGCACGGCGAGGACUCUCCAUAUUUUGCUGGCUGGAAAGCUUAUGAUGAAGACCCUUAUGAUGAAAUGACUAACCCAUCAGGAGUGAUUCAGAUGGGAUUGGCUGAGAAUCAAGUUUCAUUUGAUUUGCUGGAAAAGUACUUGGAACAGCAUUCAGAAGAAACCAGCUUGGAAAAAGGAGUCUCAAGCUUCAGAGAAAAUGCCUUGUUCCAAGACUACCAUGGCCUUUUGUCUUUCAGAGAGGCAAUGGCAAGUUUUAUGGAACAAAUUAGAGGAGGAAGAGCAAAGUUUGACCCCAAUAGAGUGGUCAUCACCGCAGGCGCGACAGCGGCCAAUGAGCUCUUGACAUUUAUUCUUGCAGAUCCCGGAGAUGCUUUGCUGGUUCCAACCCCAUACUAUCCAGGAUUUGACAGAGAUUUAAGAUGGAGAACUGGUGUAAAGAUUUUCCCUAUCCACUGUGACAGCUCCAACAAUUUCCAAAUAACUCCACAAGCUCUAGAAGCGGCAUACAACGAAGCACAAUCCAAGAACAUAAGGGUGAGAGGCGUUCUCAUCACAAACCCAUCAAACCCUCUCGGCGCGACGAUCCAACGGUCGGUACUCGAGGAGAUUCUCGACUUCGCCACGCGCAAGAACAUCCACCUAGUCUCCGACGAAAUCUACUCGGGGUCGGUCUUCUCGUCGGAGGAAUUCGUCAGCGUUGCCGAGAUUCUCGAGAACCGGGGCUACAAGAACUCGGAGAGAGUUCACAUUGUAUACAGCCUCUCCAAGGAUCUCGGUCUCCCCGGUUUUCGCGUCGGGACGAUAUACUCCUACAACGACAAGGUCGUGACGACGGCGCGGAGAAUGUCGAGCUUCACGUUGAUAUCUUCUCAAACGCAACAUCUCUUGGCUUCCAUGUUGUCCGACAAGGAAUUCACGGAGAAUUACAUUAAGACCAACAGAGACAGGCUUAAGAAAAGGUAUGACAUGAUCAUUGAAGGAUUAAAAAGUGCCGGGAUUGAGUGUUUGAAGGGAAAUGCCGGGCUGUUUUGUUGGAUGAAUUUGAGUCCGCUUUUGGAGAAACCAACAAGAGAAGGCGAAUUAACGCUCUGGGAUUCGAUUCUUCGCGAAGUUAAGCUGAAUAUCUCGCCGGGAUCUUCUUGCCAUUGCUCCAAACCGGGGUGGUUUAGGGUGUGUUUUGCUAACAUGAGUGAGAAGACGCUUGAAGUGGCGUUGAAAAGAAUACACAAUUUCACGGAGAAAAGGGAGACAAUUAGUAGUAGAAAUUAA